This is a messenger RNA of Protomyces lactucae-debilis, 2367 nucleotides long. RefSeq lists its product as uncharacterized. The transcript has a single exon. Gene Ontology annotation, biological process: protein folding in endoplasmic reticulum. The record is from RefSeq and is a predicted model, not a curated record. The coding region runs from base 276 to 2327 and encodes 683 amino acids. Gene Ontology annotation, cellular component: EMC complex. NCBI's taxonomy places the organism in Eukaryota, Fungi, Ascomycota, Taphrinomycetes, Taphrinales, Protomycetaceae.
AUCGCAACCUAAUUCGCAGGACAAGCACAUCUUAUUGCGGAAUCACAUUUGAAGCAAACUCCGUGCACAUUGUUACGACAACACCCAAGAAGGCGCCUGCAGGAGAAUUGGAGCUAUACAUAAAAAAGUUUUCGGCUGACACAGGUGAGAUCUUGGAUGCAUAUGGCAUUUCAGACUCUGGCUUGCAAGAUGCGCAUCAAAUAUUAGCUCUCAGCCCGACAGGUCCGAAUCAGGCGCUCGUGUGGCAAGAUGUUGACAAAAGCAUCAAGAUCAACAUGCUCGGAACCCGUGCUGCUGUCAAGCUGAAGCCUGGUAAAGCCUUCAAGCAGGCUUCCGCUCAUUUGCAUAAUAGUCUCGAGCGCUCGACCAUGGUCUUGCAGUUAUCGGACGAUAUAGGCUCGUGGGCAGAAAUUUAUCGUCUCGACACUAGUGCAACGAAUUUGUACAGUCUGCCGGUCGAGUCAAGUGGUCCUUCCAUCACAACGUUGGCUUUGGACGAUAAGCAGAGCGCUUUCGUGGUCCGCGUCACUACCAAAGACGACUCGGCUUCAAUCAAAAUUUGGAGCGCACAUGACAGCAAAGAGCUUGCCCACAAACGUAUCACUCUGAAUUACACAUCGUUCCUGCUCGACUGGGCAGUUGCCGAAGUCUCUUCAGAGAGCAACGGUGAGCUGGCUGUGCGGGUCAUGCUUUCCACAACUGAUGGCUUCUUCUCAAUGCUCCGCGAUGAUAUUUUGGAAUGGCAGAGAGACGAAGGACUGGCUUACACCAAGGAUGUCGUUAUUGUGCAACUGCCAGAGCCCGUCUUUGCCAAGUCUGUCUUCUUUGAGUCUUCCAAGGAUGUACUGAGCAACUUCAUUUCGCGGCUCGGUCGGCAUACCGCUACAUUUUUCUCUAAAAUACAGGCGAAGGGCGCCAAGUCUGAGGCGGGCUCUGAUGUACCGUACCGUGACCAUUUCGGGUUUCGCCAAUUUGCAAUUGCAGUCGCAGACCGUGGGCGCCUCUGGGCUCUUGACUCUGCUAAGGGUGGGAUGGUAGCAUGGACCACCUCGAUGUCGACUCAAGUGGGUGCAUUCAGGUCAGCCUGGCUAUUGGAGACGAGUGCAGAAAAUGACCAAAAUGUUCCUGUGAUUGGAGUCAUGUAUGAUCUUCCCAGAAAAGAUGGUGUUGUUGUCUGGAAGGUCAAUGCUCUCACUGGACAGCGACUGUUCGAAAAGACCUAUGCGGGCGGCAAAGGAGGAGUUCAAAUUGCGAGCAAGGGCCCUAGGACACUUGGUGUUCUGGCUGCAAACGAUUCUAUGACUGUGCUCGCCACGGCUGCAACAAACUUGACCGACAUCACGAAUUCCAUCAAAGCUCUUGCACUUGUCACCUUGGAAUCAAAGGCUGUGGUUGGCUAUGGCUUUUCGGCUUCUGGCCUCAACAAGUUUGAAACGUGGCGGUUCGAGCUGCCCGAGGCCGAGGUCCUGGUCGGCCACGCUCUACAGAAUCAAUAUCAACCUAUUGCUUCAGUCGGUAGGGUGCUCGGCGACCGCGGAGUGCUCUACAAGUUCGUGAGACGCGCUAUGAAUGCAGUUUUGACGUUCAACGAAGAGACACAAGAAUUGACGGCAACUGUACUAGAUGCCUUCACUGGCUCAGUUCUUCACCAGUUGACCCAUGCAAAUGUGGGCAGUCCGCGAUCGCAUCCUUUCCACGUUGUGAUCUCGGAGAAUUGGGUUGCUUACCAUUACUGGACCGACCGCCCUACAAAGGGCUAUCAAAUCACCAUCACUGAACUAUACGAGGGCUCAAGGAACAGUCGGCUCGAAAGUGCUGAUGGACUUCCGCUAGCUCUAUCCAAGAGCUUUGCUUAUAACUACCCCAUCAGUUUCCUGUCCGUAACUGAUUCAGGUCAGGGCAUCACCUCUCGUGAUCUGAUCGUCGGGCUUGCUGAUGGCCAUGUGACGACCAUCUCGCGUAAGCUGCUUGACCCUCGGCGACCUCUUUCAGGAAAAGUGACGACCGCUGACAAGGAGGAAAUGCUUGUUCCUUAUGACCCAGUGCUUGUGGUUGACCCGAAGCAAGUCCUCAGUCACACGUACCCGGUCUACGGCAUGCGUGGCGCUACAGUUGCGUCAACCUUGCUUGAGUCGACGGCACUCAUUUGUGUCUAUGGUCUCGAUAUCUUCUUGACGCGAGUUUCUCCCAGUAUGGCGUUCGAUACGCUGAGCCCGUCGUUUUCAAAGGCGCAAAUCAUCUUGUCUGUUGUGCUUCUCUUUGUUGCCAUUGUUGUUACACGACCCAUGGCACAAUCACAGCAACUCAAGCGACGGUGGAUCGGUUAAUGGGCUUGAUCUCGCUCUAUAACUCGCUUUAUAGAAAAAU